Messenger RNA from Closterium sp. Naga37s-1, 2076 nucleotides. The record is from the annotation of a GenBank genome assembly. NCBI's taxonomy places the organism in Eukaryota, Viridiplantae, Streptophyta, Zygnematophyceae, Desmidiales, Closteriaceae.
AUGGACUCUUACUCCGCGGCGUUCCCAGCCAUGGCGGCGGCGCUGGGGGCGGGGAGGCAGGCGGAGCAGGACAGCUUCGCUUCCGCGCUGGUGCAGAUCCUGGGGGUGAAGGAGCGCGGAGAUCUCAAGGAAGGCUUCGGGUUUUUCCUACAGGAACUUCUCUCCGGGGGGCUUGAGAAGGCGCAUGCGGAGGGGAAGGGGAGAGGCGCGGGGAGAGGCGCGGGAGGGGGCGGCGCAGGGCGGGGCGCAGCGCGGGCGGGGGGUGGCAGAGGGGUGGAGGGGAUGGGGAUGCAGGAGAUAAUGAGGGCGAUGGUGCGGCUGAUGGAGAAGGAGGGGGGGAUGGGGCCGGAGGAGCGGAGGAGGCUGAUGGGGGAUCCGGGGAUGAUACCUAUGGAUGCGAUGAUGAAAAUGCUUGGGGAUAAGGAUGCUAUGCGCCGGCUCACUCAAAUGCUGGAGGCGGAAAGUGGGGGGAAUGGGGAGCACAGCAGGGAGGCACAGAUCUUCCUUAUAGACGGGAACAACGCGAACAAGACCCGCGUGGAGGAGGAAGCCAUUGAGGCUGCUAGAGGGAGAGUGGGCAGGGAGGGGAGGCUGGCGGGAGUGGAUGGAGAGGUGGGUGGGGGAGGAGGAGAUGAGGCAGCAGCUAUCUCCAAUCCUGCUCCUGUGGGCAGUGCUGUUUCCGAUUCUAGGCUUGUACCUGUCAACUCCAACGCUGUUGUAGCAGCCUUCACGUAUCGGGCAGGCUGCAUCUUGCAGUGGGUCCGGAUCUAUGGCUCAGAUUUCAUCUCAGUGAAGAAAUGCUUCAAGGACGACCCGCACGGCAAGGUGCUGGCCAUGCACCAUCCGCUUCGGGAUCUUCCGAGCCUGCUGGUCAGGCUCGGCGCCAUCCCCAAGCCUUUGGAGGGACGAACCUUUCCAAUGGAAUGGGUGGAGUGGCCUGAGGGCGAUGAAGCUGCCGUGAAGCUUCCUCGUGACCCCAGUGAGAGGUGUUUCCGGCUGGGAAUGGUGGAUGAGAUUGAGACGGGGGAUUCUGGGGAGGGUGGGGAGGGCGGAUCCGGGAAGGGGUCAUCUAGGCAGGCAGCAAGGGCUGGGGGAAAAGGGAAGAAAAAGGGUGGGGGCGGGAGAGGAGGCAGGGGGGGUGGGAGGGGGAAUGGAAGGAGGAGAGACCCUGGAGAAGGGCCAGUGAGCCUCAUGGACGCUCUUGUAGGGGCAACCGCCCCUCAGAACCGAACUGUACCCAUCGUUCGCUGCACUGCUGAUGCAGAAUUCCUAGUGGAGUUUGCAGGGAAGCUGGUGGACCCACCUGAGUGCUCCCAAUGCAACAAGUGCUUCGCCACAUACACAUUCUUCAUCCCCACGCUCGCACUCAUCGCAAACUACGCCUAUCGCCCCGCGUCGGUGCUUUUCAACCGGUUCCUGGCGGUCUUUCCGCCACACACUGCGGAGUUUGCGAAGCUGCUGGAGCUGAUGCACAUGGAGCCUCUACCCACGGAUGUCCCUCCGCUGCUGAACCUACAUGUGGUGAGGAAGCGAGCCGAGCAGCUUCCGGUGUUCUUUCUGCUCCACGUGGCCAUUCACUGGCCGAAAUCCGUGCUGCAGAUCGAGGAGUUGGAAGCGGUGGGGAGCACUGAAGGCGCGGAAGGUGUACGGCGCGGUGCUGGGAGGAAGGCGCAGAAAGGGAAGAAGGGAGGGAAGAAGGGGGGUGGGGAUAGUGGGGAGGACGGGGAGGACGAUGGGGAGGUGUGGGAGGAGGUGAGGGGGUGGUGUCUGGCAGCUAUGUUUGCGUGGAAAUCAACUCUGAGGGUGGUAGGGCCGGGGAUGGUCGAGACAUGCAAGGGUAACAAGGCACGGAAAGCGAAGGGGAGCAAGUGGGAGAGUGGGAGUUGGGUCACUGGAAUGUGGCAGAGGGCUAUCGACCCGAGUGCUGAGGGAUGUGGGAAGGUGGAGGGCGGUGCUGUGAAGCUGAAGGGGUGUUCUGGGUGUGGCAAGGUGGCGUAUUGCAACCGCGACUGCCAGAAGGCUCACUGGCCCUCGCACAAGCUUACUUGCCGACCGAAAUCUGCUAACAAGGUGUGA